AAAACUCUAGAACAGUACCUUUUUGUAAGCCCUAAAGAUACUUACUGUAGUGGGAUUUGUGAAGGACGAAAUUCCACAUGUGGUGUCGAUAUUUUGGACAUGAGAAGGGAGCUACUUCCCAGGAAGUGCACAGAUAUUUUUGAAAAAAUUGACUUUGGUGAGCAAGUGCUUCCCGACUGCGAAGAAAUAUUCAAGUUUCAUGAACUGGAAUUGGGCAACUGCUUUCUAGCCAACAAUUAUAUGGACUAUGACAGUACCGAAAAAAUGCCUUUGCAAUACUCCUCGUUGGACAAAUACCUGAGUCUCCAACUGGUCUUUAACCGACCCGGACUAUACAACUAUGAAUUGUAUGUUCUAAGCAAUGAGGAUGUACCGAAUUUUGGUAGUUCUGGAACCGAGAUCUAUGGGCAUUUCAAGCGAAUGUACGAAGUCGAGGAGAAUUCUGAACGCAAAUCGAUCAGCGAACCAGUCUCUCAACGGAAGUGUAGAUUUCCAAGUGAACAUACCAUCGAGGGAAUUCCUUACAGUCAUUCCUCGUGUGUGGGUAAUCGCUUCAGUGAAUUAGGGAUGGAUAAAUGUAAUUGCUCUGUAUUCAGCUAUCAAGAUCAAAGUUCAAGGAACUUUUGCGGAAUGCAGGGACUGAUCUGCUUGUAUGAAGAAUUCAAAGUGGAAGUUGGGGAAAAUAUUGCCACAGACAGAACUUGCUUGCCAUCCUGCGUGCAUCAAAGGGUUAAACGUAUCGGAAGUAAAGAAAUGGAUCAGGAAGGCUAUGUGGUGGAGAUUGUAUUAAAAUCUCGAAGCUAGUUAUUAUGGUAACAAUUAACUCCUUUUUUUACCGGUCUUUCGGUCAUAUUUUGUAGCUUUCCCUUUGACACUGGAUCUGCUAUUGAUCAAAAAUGUAUUCUGCGUUUUAAAUUCGUCAUGUUAAAUACUUAAUACAUAUAAAAUUGUAAUUAAAA
Messenger RNA from Drosophila biarmipes, 959 nucleotides. RefSeq lists its product as uncharacterized. Gene Ontology annotation, cellular component: membrane. Gene Ontology annotation, biological process: sodium ion transport. The transcript has 8 exons. Gene Ontology annotation, molecular function: sodium channel activity. Bases 100 to 804 code for a protein of 234 amino acids. The record is from RefSeq and is a predicted model, not a curated record. Lineage: Eukaryota; Metazoa; Arthropoda; Insecta; Diptera; Drosophilidae.